CAUGGAGGAGCCGCUGUGGAGCGCGGACGCGGCCGGCGCAGUGUAUCGCUCCCGCGACCCCGUGCGCAAUCUGCGCCUCCGGGUCCGCAUCCAGCGGCUCACCUCCGCCGGCCUCCUGCUGCAGCAGGGCCCGCUGCCGCCGGCCCCCGGCCCGCGCGGCACCGAGCUCCUCGGCCGGGCCACCCGCGCCGCGCCCGGUACGUGCCGGCGCCCCGGGGGUGCCCCGGAGGCGGCAGCGCUCUCAGCGGCGCUGCCAGAGGUCACCAGCCCCUGUCGCGCAGGUGCCCGGCGGCCCCCGGACGAGGAGGAGGAGGCCGUGGUGGCUUGGCAGGAGAAGCUUUUCAGCCAGUUUGAGGUGGAUCUCUACCAAAAUGAGUCAGCCUGUCAGACGCCCCUGGACCGGCAGUACCACGAGGAGAUCCUGAAACUGGAGAGGGCUGGAGGUCGGAAGAACUAUCGCAUCUUCACCUACACUGAUCAUGACCGAUUCACCAACCUGGAGGAGCACUGCCAGAAAGUAACUGACUCAGCUCAUGAGGUGCCAUCAUAUCUGGCAGAGAGAAUGGCCACUGUGAGGAGGAGAAGACAAGACCGUCGGCCAAUAGAAGGGAGUUCUCUGAAGUCAAAAGUCAUCACCUGGGAGCCCUCGGAAGAAUUUAUAAAGAACAAUCAUGUGAUUAACACUCCUGUUCAGACUAUGUACAUCAUGGGGGACUUGGGUCCUUAUGGAAAGCUUGGUCACAGGGAAUAUGAACAUGUUCUUUGCACAAUCAAGGUAGACAGCAAUGGCGUGAUCACAGUGAAGCCUGACUUUACUGGCACAAAAGGAGCCUACCGAAUUGAGCUGGAUGGAGAGAAGCGAGAGCUGUGGAAAUACACCAUCGAGAAUGCAUCUGUCCAAGUGCAGCAGGAGGAGGAGGAACGAGAGCAGCGUGUGUUUAGAGAUCUGUAUAGUCGGCACAAAGAAUACCUCAGUGGCCUUGUAGGCUCAGAAUUUGAAAUGCCUCUUCCUGGUACACUGCGGCUGUUUGUGAAUGGGGAAGUAGUUUCAGCUCAAGGCUAUGAGUAUGACAACCUCUAUGUUCAUUUCUUUCUGGAGCUGCCUAAAUGGUGGUCGAGCCCAGCAUUCCAGCAGCUCUCCGGAGUGACACAGACCUGUGCCACCAAGAAAGUGGGCAGGGAUAAUGUGGCAUACUUCUGCUACCUGUUUACUUUGGAGAUGUUUUUCACCCAAGAAGAUGAAUCGGAAGACUGUCUUCCUCAGUGGCCUGUUCUUUACUUUGAGGUUCUUUCCUUGGAUUUCUGGCAGAGGUAUCGUGUUGAAGGAUAUGGCUCUUUGGUGCUGCCAGCCUCUCCAGGUCUCCACACGCUUACCAUCCCUACCUGGCGCCCUGUGGAGUUGGGGACAGUCUCUGAGCUGAGAAGAUUUUUCAUUGGUGGAUCUCCUGAGCUGGAGGACCUAACUUAUGUCAGGAUACCAACAACUUUCACGGGCAAACGUCUGAGCCGCCUUGGCUUUCGCACAAAGACAACAGGGAGUGUCACAUUCCGGCUUCACUGCCUGCAACAGUCUAAAGGCUUUCCAGAGGGCACGGCGCCGGAUGCAGGAAGCACGCAAAAGCCUUCCUCAAGAUCUCAUAAGCACCUCUGCCUCCACUGUGCACCAGACACAAGAACCAUGAUCCACCACCUCCAGCCUGGGAGCACUCAGCAGCUUUUCUCUACAAGAAGGACAAGAAGAGUCACGGUCUGGAGACUUUUCAAGCCCUUCCUUUGCCAUUUUCCCUAGAUAGGGGAAGGAGUCUGUAACACAUUAAGCCCCAGAAUCUUUGUGUUUCCACAGAUACUGUGGAAAAACCUCCAUUUUUUCAAGGCAUUUUGUUACCAUGACAUAAUGAUACAGAUAAUUGAUGACACUUGCUGGGCAAACAGAAACACUAAACACUGGAACCAUAAACCCACUUUUUCAAAUAUUGAAUAGUAAAUGACUAUAAAAGUCCAAGUCUACAAUGACUUGGUAAAUAUGCUUUUCUUCUUAAAGAAGAGAGUGAUGUUGAAGGUUAAGGCAUGAACACCAUUUCAGAUUUAAUGAAAUGAAUAGGUAAGUUCUUCAGAAAUGCUGAUAAUAGUUGUUGGCAUUUAUAGAUACAGGUCAGUCAUCAGUAAAAUUAAUCUAUCCACCUGUGCCUUAAGACUGACUCAUUUCUAGAGAACUUUCUGCCACUGUGUAAUACAUGAAAUCAAAACAAAGGAAUGAUAUGUGACAUAAAUUCAGAACUCAAGAAAAGGCUUAAAUUCUGUAUUCCCUGGGCUCUUGCAUCUCUGCAGUUAUUAGUAGAAGGAGCCUUUGUUCAAGGAUACAACUGCAGAACACACAUUCCCCUCAGUUUAUGGCAGAAGUUUGUCUGCAUGGUUUGCAAAGUGCAAAAGCAGAUUGUAACAUUUGCACAGCAACUGAACUUUGAGCUAUCUCUGUUCAGUGUUCCAUUUCUGAUUGCAAUAUGCUACAUCGCUGGGGAAGCAUGUGUCUAGUUUUUACCCUGUUUCUUCUCCUGUUCUUUUCUCAGUUCCUUUUUAUCCUAGUUUUGUUCCUCUCAAGUUCAUAGGUGUGAGGGUAACUGCAGACUGGCAGUGCUGCACUGAUUUGUGCAUGAGUCAUGUUUUCAUGUGUUCUUCCCCUCCACCCCCAGCACAAGGGGUAGGAAGAAAAACCUCAGGCUGAGAUCAUGCAGACCUGAAUAUGUCCGUAAAAUUAGAACUCAUAGGCAGAAUAUGAAAUAUGAAAUGGUCUUCUCCCUCUUGCUUUGCAGCUUUCCUCUUCGGUAGGAGUGUGAGAUUGAUGGUUGCAACCAUGUUUAUGACUGUUAAACACCCUGCUCUUCUCUGGUAUUCUGUUGGUUUCCUUAGUCCAUUAUUGCCAUUUUGAUCUUGUCCCAGCCUUCACUGGGAAAAGCGAACUCUUGAUUUUUUCCCUUCUUGACCUUUGUUGUAAUUCCUAGAUCUAUAUGGUGGCUUGAAUGUACACGGCAAUUAAUGGAAGAGGAUUUUUGCUCACCUUCCUCUACCUCUGCCCCUUCUUUUUGAUCAAAGAGGCUGCCAGCAUGUAUUAGUGUGGCCUGGGCUAGAGCUGGAUGAUGCUUCUCAUGCCUGAAUCUUGUCUCCACUGAUACUUUUUGGUGUGAUGUGACUAUAUAAAGUAUUAUGGCAGCAAAGUCAAGCACUCAGUUCUAGAACAGCAGAAUUGAAUGGUCUUUAAUGAGGCUAUCACAUUUCACAGACACUGAUGCACUCCGUGCUCAGGUGUUCAGUGAGUAUGUAGCAGGUCAGUGUCUCUUUUUUUCAUCAGAAUUCAUGUCAUAGCUGUGUAAGUUUACUGAAUAUUAUGUAAGUAAUAUGUAAUUUCCUUCAAGAUGUUUCCGUUGUGUUUGUCACUAAAAGCUGAAUUUCAUGUCUCCAAAGCACUUUUCAGGAGCGAGUUACAAAGUAAGAGAAUAUUUUAUCAAUAAAGUAACAAAACAGCUGUUUCCUUAAGACAGCACUGAGGAGGGCAGACACUGAUAGAGAGUGGAAUCUUCUGAUCAGGAGAUCAAAUUCCCAUCUUGUGUUCAUUGCUCAGAGCAUGUAUGUGACAGAAUUUGUUGGUUGACUGUUAAGGUUACACUGAGAUGUAAUAAGGUUUACUUACUGAUACUAUUUUUGUUAGUUAAAACUCUGAUUAUUAUUAUGUUAAAAUCUUACAGAAUCUUAGAGAAAGUCACAAGUUUAUUGAAAAAAAGCUCAAGAGGGGGAAAUUUAAAAAUAAAACAUUAUAAUCGAAUAAGUACUCUUCCAAAGCAAGACCUUGUUAGCAAUUUCUCUCCUUCAUACUCACAGCUUCCUUAGCUCAAGCCAAGGAAAUAAAUGUCAGAAAAGAGA
Rhea pennata is the source of this 3915-nucleotide messenger RNA. It is a transcript of the gene MKS1, whose product is annotated as MKS transition zone complex subunit 1. The record is from RefSeq and is a predicted model, not a curated record. The transcript is spliced from 16 exons. Gene Ontology annotation, biological process: cilium assembly. Lineage: Eukaryota; Metazoa; Chordata; Aves; Rheiformes; Rheidae. Gene Ontology annotation, cellular component: MKS complex. The coding region runs from base 2 to 1789 and encodes 595 amino acids.